Nerophis lumbriciformis (worm pipefish) is the source of this 2619-nucleotide messenger RNA. The record is from RefSeq and is a predicted model, not a curated record. Lineage: Eukaryota; Metazoa; Chordata; Actinopteri; Syngnathiformes; Syngnathidae.
AUGGCACAAUCAAUUGUACCACAAGGUGCAAAUAACAGUGCUGAUUCUUUCAACCGAGACAAGAUGUGCGAUAUAUUCCGCUCGGCUAAAUACAAAUCUGCAGCAAGCGCCAUCGGGAUGAGACCAAGCCUGGGAAGGGAGUUGCUUCGCAAGUUUCAACAGUGCUACAGAGGAGAGAAUCAGUUUGCUGAACACGUGCAUGAGCUCGGCUCACUAGCUUGUUAUUUCGACGAAGCUUCUUCUUUGCCUCCUGAGCUCAGUCAGAAACUCCUCCCUCAGUUUGAACUCUGCAACAACCCGAAUGGCAAAAAGCUCAAGAGGAAGCUUCUGCAGUCGGUGCUGUCGGUCUCUAACUGGACCAGUCACGAGGUGCUGAGCACAAUGGGGGCCAGCGUGGUCUUGUUGUCCGCCCAACAGCUGGCUGACAUCCCCAAUGCUGAACUCAAAGAGCUGCUCCAAAAUCUGCGACCUAACGUCCACUGGAUGAGGUCACAGCUUCGCACGCUGGUGAGGAAACUACUGGGAGAAAAGAUGUGUGAGGAGGUUUCUGGCCCAGCUCUUCUGCAACUGGCACCUGUUAUUGAAGGUGUCCCAAGCUGUGUGCUAGAACAUGUCAAUGUCAAGGAGCUGGUCAAUGACACAGAGGUUUUGAGGACGAUCUCCAAGAGGAUGAGGAGGGCUCAGCUUAAGGCCAUGCUCCAAGAGCUGCAGAGGGAUAAAAGUACUUCAGAGCUAGUGCAGCUUCUGCCUGGUCCUUUGCUGCGCAGUAUGUCUUUUCAGGACCUAGAUGAUGCCAACAUUACAUCUUCUGAGCAAGUGAGAGGUGGAGUCCUAAGGAAAUCACAGGCCGCGUUUCUUGCAAGAAAGUUCUAUAUGGAAAAGAAGCUACACCAUUGGAGGAACCUGCAUUCCAUCCUUCAGGGGGUAACCUGUAAGAUGAUUGAUGAGGUUGCCGACACAAACAUAAAGGACAUGGCCCUAGCCAUUGAGGAGACGCCAUGGUGGCUCUCCAAAAUGCAGGUUGGAUGUGCAGCCCGAAGAUACUUAGCAGUUCUGCAGAAAGGGCGACAGGAUUACUUCCAAAGCAUCACAGAGGAGGAGUUCAAUUCAUUCCCAAUAAUUCUAAUGAUUCACAUGACGCCUUGGGAGUUGGAUAGAUUGCCCGACUCUAUCUGCAACGUCUUUCUCAACAAGAUGGAAGUAGCAAAUCUCACGUCACUGGCUCCUCGAAGUCCAUCUCGAUUCGCGCUGACCCGCAAAGCCAUGCUCUGCUUGACCAAACCCAUGACUGCACUGACUGUGGAUGACAUUUCUAGAUUGGGGCCACUUUUAUGUGAGGUUGAAGCCUCCACAUUGAAUUUGCUGGCACCCAGUGUACUCAACGCUAGCCUGCAGGCCAUGUCCUUUUGCCAGCACAUUCCUCUGCGCAACAGGCCGCAACUCAUGCAGCUCAUCAGACGUAACUUUGGAAACCCAUUGGACUGGUCAGAGGAAAUGAUGGAGUCACUCGGUGCAUUCAUGGACCUGGAUGAUAGUGCAAUAUCUACUCUGCCUUACAAGCCUUGGAUGAUUGACGUCUUGUAUUUCUUGAGGCCGCGACUGUCUCACGUGUCUAAAGCACUGAGGAGAAAACUCUUUGAGCUCAUGACAUCUACUAAUGUCGAAGUCAAUGGCACUGACAUACCAACUGCAGAUUUAAUAAAAGACCUGGGGAAGGACAAUGUGCUCUGGUCAACCAAACAGCUGGAUAAAUUGUCAGCAGACACUUUGUUGGAUGCCGUGGAAAUACUUGGCCGUGUCCCUGAUUAUAAGCCAGAGCAGCUGACUGUACUCAGUGAGAGGGCCACCAAGGCUUUGGGCCCAGUGUUGAAGAUGAACGAGACCGUUGUGGCGCAACUUGGAUGUAUCGCUGUGGGCUUAUCUAAUUCAGAGCUGGAGAAGCUUUCCUUCUCUAUUGACACACUUGAGGAAAUAGUCCAUUGUGGAUGGAAAGAUUCACAGUUACGAGCAGUGUGGAAAAGUGUCUCCAAACGGGCCAAGCUCUCGGCUCGGGAGCUGAAAGUGGUCCACAUGGUGGCACUUAAUCAAUUCAUGUGCGGCCUGGAUGCCAGCGAGAUCGCUCAACUUGACAUCUACGCUUUCAGGGAUGCUGUGGGCUUCAUCAACGACAUCCGCUGCUCCCUCAAAGUCGCUCGGCACUUUAAAACACUGGCCCUGUCGGCCUUUGGACCUGUCAGAACCUGGACUGAAGCAUCAGUUGUGGAGCUGGGCAACCUGAUCGUUGGCUUGGAUGCAGGCGAGAUGGCUUCUUUGGAGCCAUCCGUCUUCUCAUUUUUCCUCAAGAGCAGCAUCCCCAGAUUACCUCCAGCAAACUUGGUGGCUCUCUCCACAGCUCAACUGGAGGCUCUUGGGCCUGACAACGGAGUCAUGGUAACCGAAAGUCAGCGUGCCCAUCUGACAGGCGCUCAAUUGGCAGCCCUGGAGAAAGCAGAGAUCGGGUCACGAAGCAAUGACCAAGUGGCUGCUGACCAGUCAGGAGUUCCUUCAUCGAGAAAUGAGGGCGUGCCAGGAUUUGUGAAGCCCCUCGUGGUCCUGCUUGUGUGCUUCUUGCUGCUAUGA